Molecule: messenger RNA, 525 nt
Organism: Trichophyton benhamiae CBS 112371
Lineage: Eukaryota; Fungi; Ascomycota; Eurotiomycetes; Onygenales; Arthrodermataceae
Exons: 1
Coding region: 1-525 (174 amino acids)
Source: RefSeq, a predicted model, not a curated record
AUGGACAACUUGCGCACCAUUUUCAAGCGCGGUGAUGGCAAGGAAAGUGGCAACAAUGACCUUAACCCUACCCUCGUCAACCUCCUGAUUGCCCUGCUUGCUAUCAUCCUCUUUACCAUGGCACUGGUCGGUAUCCUGAUGUUCCUCAACCGAAGACGCCGCCUCAUGCAGGAGCGCCGCCAGUCCGAACUCCCCCUCUACGACAAAACCACCAGCCGCCGCCGUCUCACCAUCACCGCCACCUCAUACGGUCAGUGCAUGGUUGACGAGAAAGAGUCCAGCCGACCUUCGAGUCCGGUCCCUGAAAUUCGCAUCACCUUCCCGGAGGAGGAAGAUGCUGCUGGCAAGCGCACCUCUGGCCGGGUUGUGGUUGUCAGAAUAGGUGAAAAGGGUGGCAUCGGUCUCGAACCAUGCAACGAAGACCUGCCACCAUACCAGUCUGACAGCACCGAGCGAUUUCAGUCCCUCGACCUCGAGCGGAUGGGUGGCCUUAAAGAAAAAGGAGAUCUCAAACAGUAUUCAUAG